Molecule: messenger RNA, 3115 nt
Organism: Rotaria sp. Silwood2
Lineage: Eukaryota; Metazoa; Rotifera; Eurotatoria; Philodinida; Philodinidae
Source: the annotation of a GenBank genome assembly
UCUCCAGUGGUGAAUGACCUCAUCUCCCGAGUGUGGGUGCCGCGUCUCCCGCUGGAGAUGCGGCAUCUCCCGCGGGAGAUACGGUGGCAUCUCCAAAAUCUUGGAUAUGUGACACUACUCAGAAUAACUUUUUCUGUCUAAUAGAAUAUGCAUUAUAUCAAGAGCUCGAUAUAUAGCAGUAUGUGUUGACAUGAUACCUCGUUCUGUAUCCACGACCUUAUAAUCGUAUUUAUCUAAUUAAAGUGUCAUGAUAAGAGUAAUCCAUCACAAAUAUGUCAGAUUCUCUUGUAUUAAAUAUAAGAAUAAAGUUUACUUUUUCAUCUAAUAGAAUUUUUGAAUCAUGAUAUUUAUGAUACUAGAAAAUUUAAUACUUUCACAAUGAAUUAAUCUUACUAAGAACUUUAUUUAUGCAAUAUUUGAAAUUGAAAAUUAAUUAUGUAAGUCGUCUGAGAAAAAGGAAGAAGAAGUAUACUCCUGCCCUAGGUUAGACUCAAUAAUCUGAUAUCGUCUCAUACAACGAAUAUUAGCUGAAGUUGUGGACAAAAAGCUGGUCUGAUGGAGAGUUCUUAUACUCAACUAUUUGAGUUCCUCAUACAUACUGACAAACCACAAGAGCAGGUGGAUGUUACAAAGUAGUCAGCAUGCUAUCGGAAAGGUGAUCUGAAACAAACAACGAUUAGUGUCUUGUUCAGGGUAACUUCAUGACUGGUGAUAUCAAGGUUUGAAUCCUUGCAAGUUUCUCGGUGUAGUAUUUUUUGUAUGAAAUUCUAAUACUCAGUGGUUCCCAAAGUUAUUCAGUCAGGUUUAUUUUAAAUAUUUUUCCAUUGCAUAAGCGUUAACCCUUUCCAGCCGGCUUCCAGAAGGCAGACAGCAAGAAAAUAUUGUCUUGCAUAUUUUUUGUUGCUCCACCACAGUAAUACCAAAAAUAUAUUUUUCAGAAUAAAAGAUUUUUUUUGUAUCCAAUGGCUACAUGUUGCCAUUUGGCAACACCCGGCCGUAACGGGUCAAAUUAGUUGACAAAUUUUUUUUCGAUUUCGAUUAUAAAAAUGCAUUAUUCAGUACCUCUUCGUUUAUUAAAAACACUUAAACAUGAAAAGAAUUACUCAAGCAUAGAUAGAGCGCCUCCAUGCAGCUUUUUCAGAAUUUAAAUUUCGUUUUUAGUGACAAAACUCCAGUGCACGAGACUUGCAGUUCUCCAAAAAGGACAUAGAAAACAAUAAUUGGUUUGAAUAUGAAUGUGCGUGUAGGUAAAUGAAAGAUCUACACCAACGUCUGCAUUUAACUCACGAUGCACCUAUUCUUGUUCGGUUAUUACACUCUGAAGGCUAGCAAAUUUGAAUUUUGCCACUAAAAACUAGAUUUGAAUUUGAAAAAAGUUGUGGAAAGCAUUCUAUACAUGUUUGAGUCAUACUUUCUUCUAAAAACCUUUUGAACAAACGAAAAGACAUACAAUAGUGCAUUUUGAUGAUCGAAGUCGAAAAAAAAAUGUUUCAAUUUUUUGACCCAUUACGGCCGGCUGUUGCCAAAUGGCAACAUCUAUAAUUUUCAUUGUUUGGAUUUACUGAACAAUCCUUUUUAUCAAUGCAAUAUGCAAUAGAUCUAAGCAGCAAAAUUUACAGCUAAUGACUUCUAGUAUUGAAUCAGUCAAUCUGUAGGAAAAUGUAUUUUACGGUUGAAUGGCUUCUAUGGGAUAUUGUAGAUAAAUUCGGCUAUGCUCCCAACGGAAAGUUCCUUUUUGUAUUAGAAACCAUGAGUGUAUCCUGAAAUGUACUGCAAUAAUUAUCGAAUAGUUAAAAAGUUUUAUAUCUUUACUCUAAGCAAGCUAUCCUAGAAAUAUUGACUAAAUGUUGCCAAAUGGCAACAUCCGGCCGGAAAGGGUUAAUAAGAAUUCAAAUAGUGAUUUGUAUAGAAAAUUUUAUUUUUAAGAAGAAUUUUCGAAGAUGAAAAUGGCUGAUAGUUUUCUAAUGGAUAAAGGUCUCUGAAAAACCAUGAUUUUUCAGCUUCUGGACUUUACAAAUAGAAUUCUUUAGACAAAUUCUCAUUUGAAUUCUUAUUAAUGUUUAUAAUAGUGGAAAAAAUUUGAAAUAAAUCUGGUUGAACAAUUUUGAGAGUCAUUGUAAAUAAUUAUAAUCAGCGGUAGGAAGCUGCGAAUAGACGUUUUUAUCAAUUCGGACUCGAUUUUGGAAGGAUUCGCAACUUCCUAAUCAUCGAAUUCUUUUAAAUAAAAUUAAACUUUUCCAGUAGUUUUAUUUUCAUAUGUUUCGAUUUAUCUCAAUUAAUGAUUUAUUUGAACUUGUUAUUGACAAAAGAAUAUGAGUUCGUAAUCUUCUAAUACUUAGUCAUGAAUUAUUUUUUCCAAACAUCUCAAACUGUUGAAACAAUAUUAAUUUUAGAAAUAAAAUUUUACGAAAUUAUAUCAAAAUCUAAUCAAAUUUAAUUUCUUUUUAUUAUUCUAGCAAAAGAAAAAUUAGAAGCUCAAUUAGAUUUAGCACGAAAACAAGAAAUAGCUAAUGGAGGACAAGCAAAUGAUGUGAUGAAACGGAAUAUUAUACUUAAUAAAUUAUCUCAAUUAGAAAAUAUUAAAAAUAAACAUUUAGCACGUACACUUGAAUUAAGACGACAAUCUCAACAAGUAGCAACAGCUGUAGCUAUUAAUAAUAUUGAACAAAAAGAUUUACUUAAUAGUUUAUUUACUUCAUCAUCACCAAAAUCAAUUGGUUAUAUACCAAUAGAAAAUAAUAGUCAAACAAAUAUUCCAUCAUCUCAUUCAUCAUUAUAUAAUUCAUCAUCACCAACAUUUUAUUCAUCAGGUUAUCAACCUCAACAAAAUUCUUCUCCCGUAUAUCGACCAUCAUCUUUACAAUUUGAAUCCGGACAAAAUUCAACAUCAUUUCAUGAUUUACAUACAAGAGGUAAAACUUCUGUUUAUGAUGAAUUUUUAAUUCCAUCAUCAUCAUCAUCAUCCUCAUCAUAUAUACCCGUGAAUAAUCCAUCAUUAUCUGUACAUUCAUAUAUGAAUGUUUCAUUUCAAGGCACAACAAAUAAUCCAGGAACAAUGACACCAUCUUCUUUCAAUCAUCAACAUCAUCGUCACAAUACUACUUAUCCAUAUUGA